GAAGUAGAAACCGGGUAUUCUCUCGAAGUAGCAGGAAGUUCCGCAGCCAGCAGUGUUGUAGUACCCCGUGGCAUUUCCCAGCAUGGAGGUGAUGUUCAUUUCUGCUGGGACAAUAACGACCUCAACGAGGAAACUCUGAGUGGCCAAGGGACGACACACUGCACCAACGGCAUUGUGCUCCAGCACUCGCUGCCCUUCCAGGACGAUCCGUGUCCACCAGAAAGUACGAGCCGUGCCGAGUCAGGUAACCAACGCCGACCGCGAAGUGUUGCCCCACCUGCAGUUCCGAGCCUAGAAUACAACUGCGGUGCGAGACCAAGACCUCCUCCAAUGGCCCAUCCAGUUCCUGAUGCACAAGGCUCGAUUGACCCAUUUCUCACUGUGGCAUCGAUUGACCUGAUUUGGUUCUUGUUGCGCGCAGACCAGACGGUAUCACCGAAGUUUGGUAGACCUGAUGUCGAGUCACAACUGGUACCCGCAUGGUCCGGCUUCAAUGCUGAACUGAACCAGUCAACCGCGCCAGGGACACCAACAACAGUCGGUUACCUGCCGAUCAUCCCAGCAUCGCCUACAGCCAUGAGCACAGUUUAUGAGCUUGUUUUUCCGGUCCCUCCGCACAUCGAAGAAGCUGAAUCAGCCACAUUGUAUCAUCACCGCCGACCAAGCAGUUUAUGCCAAAGCUGUGGAAGUUUGCUGGAAAAAUGCUGAGCUGAAGGAUGUAGUCCUCCGCAUGGGUGCAUUCCAUACGUCGUGUGCCUUCCUUGCUGUUCUUGGGAAGAGGUUUGGCAGUGCUGGCUUGGAAGACCUCCUCGUCGAGUCAGGCGUAGUUGGCAGCAAUGCGUGCAAGCAGGUGAUGGCCGGCUAGCAUUACAACCGCGGUGUUCGCCUCCAUAAGCUUGCCUUUGAGUGUCUGCUGGGAGUGAACUGGAAGCUGUACGAGGACAGCAUUGAAGGUGAGGGGACAGAAACAUAGGAGUUGUGCUGCAAACUUUCUUUAUUGCAUUCCAUCUGUGCACACUAGACGAAGUGAAGUAGUUUGAGAAAUGGUGCCUGUUGUUCUCACUCCAGUGGUCUGCAUGUAGCACUUUGUGUUCUAAUUUUCUGACCUAUGUACAUGUGCGUGUGUGUUCAUGUAUUGAAGGUGGAGGAGACACGGUGUCAAGCGAUCUUGAAGGAACUUUGUCAGCAUUGCGCACAUCUGGUAUAUUUGAUGGUGCUGAGUCAGUAACCAGUUCAUCCAGCUACCAGAAACUUGAGCAAGGGUACCGAAAGCAUGUUCAGCUGCAACGCACCAGCCCAGCAUCACCCAUGGCCCAGUUUUGGCUAACAUACCUCGACAUGGUUGGCCUGCUGCUUCAAUUCAUCCGAGCUACGCGGACAGGGAACUGGUCGCUACAUCUGGCAUGCAUAGAGAACAUGUUGCCAUGGUUCUUUGCAUACGAUCGACAGAACUACUCCAGGUACCUGUCGCUGUAUUGGCAACAAAUGCGUCAACUGCCUGCUACCAACCCUCCUGCCCACAAAGCCCUAUCAGGAGGUUGCUUCUCUGUUGCAAGGUCUACGAACAGCUUCUCGAAGGUGGCUGUUGAUCAGUGCAUUGAACAGACCAUCAACCGGCAAAGCAAGUCACAUGGAGGACUCAUUGGCUUCAGCCGCAACCCAGGAACUGUUCACCGCUGGGUGCUCACAGCUCACGAGCGAGCGGCUGUUGCAAGUGCAUGUAACGACCUCGUCAAAGCGGAGGACUAUGAUGGCACAGCACGUCCACACAAGGACAACACAGACAGCAGAAUGAAACGGGAUCAAAGCGACUAUGGGAAGCUCGAAAAGCGGUUGGCAGAGUUCAGCCAUCCGUUCCUUGGUGAAGAUUUGAUCAGCCUCUCCAGUGGGAAAGUCUGUUCUGCUCAAGCAACCUCCGAUCUCCUAUCCAGUCACACGCAGGGAAAGAGUGCAAUGAGCAAGUUCGUGGCAGACCGCUUGGAGAGUCAGGCAGUUGAUUUCUUCACACCGAUAUCACGGCUGAACCUGAAGACGUUCUCGGAAACCAAAUCUGCAGCAAAGAAGUCUUCCAAGACAACAGCGAUCGUGGCAGAUAGGAGCUUAUUCGGCCGGCUACUAGUUAUGGCUCAAUCAAGGUCAUUCGACUUGAAGGAACUCUUCCAGCAUGAGCUUGGACCAGUCCCAUGGGCCCUGGCCAACGCAGACGGAUCCCUUGUGAAGACUCCAAAGAGUAAGCUGCUGCUUGCUCUUGAGAAGAAAGUUGACCCACUGGAGUCAGUUCCGUGUGGUCCUGCCGUUAUGGUCGACGCGAUGGCAUUACUGCAGAGCUACACAUCUGUGCCACCGACAUUCGGACAGCUCAGCGAACAAGUCUUCAAGCAGCUAGUCUCCUACCUUCCAGCUACACCUCCAGCACGAGUUGACUUCAUAGCAGAUCAAUACCACACUGCGUCGAUUAAGUCGUGCGAGCGCUCAAAGCGAACGGCCUCAACUGAGCCCCUGCGAGUGGCAGUACAACGUCCAGACCAGGCUAUUCCUACUCAGUGGAAGCGGUUCAUGGCAAGCAGAGCGAAUAAGGCCGGCCUAAUCCAGUUCUUCGCUGACCAUUGGAGUUCUACACCGGAGCUCAAGGCAACAUUGGGUGUCAGUCGCAGUGUAUUCAUAACCUUGGGACAGCAGUGCUACGUGUUGCAAGAAGAAGAAGGGAAAUCGACACUUUCACGGCACCAGGCAGUGUCCAGGUUGACCAGCAAUCAUGAGGAAGCAGACACCCGGCUGAUCCUUCAUGCCGCUGAUGCUGUGCAGCAAGGAUUCCCAGAUGUUGUCAUUCGGUCGCCAGACACGGAUGUAGCCGUGAUUGCCAUUGGCUCCGCUAGCAGCAUUCCUGGUCGGCUCAUAUUCCAGACUGGCACGCAGCAACGGAGGCGGUUCAUCGACCUUACCCAGCUGUCACAGAAGCUGGGCCCCCUGGUUUCGUCUGCAAUUGUUGGACUGCAUGCUCUUACUGGGUGUGACAGUGUCAGUUCCUUUUCUGGGAAGGGAAAGACUGCUCCGCUGAAGCUGCUCCUGUCAAGCACGCGAAUGGCAGAGGCACUGGCGACACUGGGUGUCAAUGCUACAUCGGAUGACCAGCUGCUUUCUGAAUGUGAGUGGUUUGCGUGUGCCUUGUAUGGCAAUCCUGGCCAGCAAGACAUCAACAGCCUGCGCUACCAAAAGUUCUGUGCGGCCACAUCCUGUGCUCCGCACAAACUACCGCCCUCACGCGACGCUCUCCAUCAACAUGUGGCCAGGGCUAACUACCAGGCCCACAUUUGGCGGAGCGCCACCACUGCGAUGCCAGAAGUACCGAGUCGCAGUGGCGUGCACCGAGUCUUGAAAGGGGGGUUUCUAGAGUUGAACGACAGCUCCGGUGCCGCAGAUGUGGGAACAACUGCAUGUGAAGGCGACCAAAACAGUGAGAGCGAGGAAAGUACUGGUGCUUACGACUUUGAAGAGUCUGACUCCAGCUCAGAUUCUGAUGAGGAUCCAGAUCAGGAGUUUGACGACUCGCUGUAG
Messenger RNA from Sycon ciliatum, 3555 nucleotides. RefSeq lists its product as uncharacterized. Lineage: Eukaryota; Metazoa; Porifera; Calcarea; Leucosolenida; Sycettidae. The record is from RefSeq and is a predicted model, not a curated record. Bases 1309 to 3555 code for a protein of 748 amino acids. The transcript has 6 exons.